Molecule: messenger RNA, 1069 nt
Organism: Boeremia exigua
Lineage: Eukaryota; Fungi; Ascomycota; Dothideomycetes; Pleosporales; Didymellaceae
Exons: 3
Coding region: 115-885 (256 amino acids)
Source: RefSeq, a predicted model, not a curated record
UUGUGGGCGCGUUUGUACUUCAACAUCUCCAGGCCCUUGUCCCUGCGUCUCCUCGCCUUCCGCGAUACAGUUGUAUCUCAGUCACUGCUACGCCCGCGGUGCGACAAGACCAAAAUGGCCAUGGACUACCGGAAACUACUCUCUUUGUCACUCAUACCGUCGAUACUCUUCUUGCUUUUGUCCAUCGUCUCAAUAGCGUUGACGACACACUACUGGAUCAUUGGGGAUUGGAUCAUUCCAAGAGGCGUGAGAGUACAGACAGACACUUUCAAUGACCGUACACAAUCAUACACAAUUGAUGAAACCAUUGUGUACUUCACCGCGAACGACACGGAUGCCACCGUCGUCUCCGGAUGUUUGUGUCUGACCGCUGCGGUCGUCGCCGUCAUCGCAUGGGCAGAGCUACGGAAGCCGGGCACGGAUACACAGCUUGCAACUAACAAACGGCGAUUCUGGAUACUUGCUGUUGUUGUGACGACCCUUGUUGGUGCCAUCACUGCGCUCGUCUCUAUCAUCUUACAUUAUACAAACAAGGGCGAUGAUGCGUUUGGCUGUAGAUCUGAGACUCUUCAAAUGGCUGGCAGGUUCAACACCAAUAAGUAUUGCACAAGGGAGAUGGCUGCAUGCAACUUCCUACCCGGAUACCUGUCUAGAGGCGACAGAAGUAAUGCGGCGCUGGGAUGCACUGAGGCAGUUACUGUCAAGUGGCUGCAGGUUGCUCUGAUAUUGCUUGCGCUUCUCAUUCUCAGCAUCUUCGCGCUGCAAGCACGACUUCGUAGGACGACACGAUCAUCGAGAAUGGUGGCAGCUGAGAAAGAGCCUAUGCCAGUCGACUCGAGCGAGCGCUUCCCUUCCGAUCGUAUUCCUUCUAGGGAACAUAUUUGACCUCGAUGCAACACGGCUUAACGAAUUCACGACUCACGACUCCCUUAGGAACAUGACUUCAUUCUGCAUCACUGGCGUUGAUUUGCUCCUUCGUAGAAACCGGAUUCACAUCACAACGACACAACACACUAAAUCACGACUGUGCAUGUAACGGCCGCUACACAACACAUCAUAGUUAUGACGC